GGCUAGGAUGGAAAGUCACAGCCUGCAGGCUGGAUUGAGUCGAGGGAAGCUGCUGGGUCCCUGCCUGUCGGUCUCCGGGUGUGUCCAUUGAAUUGCGGAGGACUGGUCCCCAGCGCGGGAACACAAGCGCCACUACCCGAAGCGUCGCCCCGCUGGCCCGCUCAAAGGCUAGCCAGUACCUGGAGGGCAGGACCUAGUCGCUCCUGCCCACACCCGUUGCGGGAGGAUGGCAGGACCAAGCGUGGCAUAGCGGCGGGAGAAACCCAGAGAACUGCUGGUCCAGUUUGUUCACGAGGCACAGGGAGGACUUCACUCUCCGGACAGCUCCAAACCUCAGGAAGAACCCACCCAAACUCCAGCCCGGGAGACGGACUUAGGAUCAGGCUGGUGUUCUGCGGGGGAGCAGGAUACAGACUAAGCCGACACGGGCGUGGGAGCGUGCUUUGGGGGCACCCCGCAAGCUCCCGGACCGGCCCGCGGACCCUCGGGGAGGAAGGAGUGGCAGCCGGUGAACUAAGGGAGAGCAAGGGACACCUCUCAAAGUGACGCCCCCAACAGGUCCGGAUUUGGAAUUGGCAGGGGCAGAAAUCCGGACCUCCCGGGGCCUGCUCCACACACCCCAUCGCCCCCGCCCAGAUCCCGGGCACUGAGCUCGUCUGCCCCCAGGGGCGCCCCGUCGGUUGCGGGCUUCCUCCAGCAGACCUGCCGUGCACAUGAGGCCGCUGCCCCCGCCGCAGGCGCCGGCGCCCCCCUCGCGGUGCCGGUGGUGAUGCCAUGCCCCGCCACCACGCGGGAGGAGAGGAGGGCGGUGCCGCCGGGCUCUGGGUGAGGAGCGGCGCGGCGGCGGCGGCGGCGGGUGGGGGGCGCCCGGGCAGCGGCAUGAAGGAUGUGGAGUCCGGCCGCGGCAGGGUGCUGCUGAACUCGGCGGCCGCCAGGGGCGACGGCCUGCUGCUGCUCGGCACCCGCGCGGCGGCGCUCGGAGGAGGUGGCGGCGGCCUGAGAGAGAGCCGCCGGGGCAAGCAGGGGGCCCGGAUGAGCCUGCUGGGGAAGCCGCUCUCUUACACCAGCAGCCAGAGCUGUCGGCGCAACGUCAAGUACCGGCGGGUGCAGAACUAUCUGUACAACGUGCUGGAGAGACCCCGAGGCUGGGCGUUCGUCUACCACGCGUUCGUUUUUCUCCUUGUAUUUGGUUGCUUGAUAUUGUCAGUGUUUUCUACCAUCCCCGAGCACACAAAAUUGGCUUCAAGUUGCCUCUUAAUUCUGGAGUUCGUGAUGAUCGUUGUCUUUGGCUUGGAGUUCAUCAUUCGGAUCUGGUCUGCAGGUUGCUGUUGUCGUUAUAGAGGAUGGCAAGGAAGACUAAGGUUCGCUCGAAAGCCUUUCUGUGUAAUAGAUACCAUUGUUCUUAUCGCUUCCAUAGCUGUUGUUUCUGCAAAAACUCAGGGUAAUAUUUUCGCCACUUCGGCUCUCAGAAGUCUCCGGUUCCUACAGAUCCUGCGUAUGGUGCGCAUGGACAGAAGGGGAGGCACUUGGAAGUUGCUGGGCUCAGUGGUUUAUGCUCACAGCAAGGAAUUAAUCACAGCUUGGUACAUAGGAUUUCUGGUUCUUAUCUUCUCAUCUUUUCUUGUCUAUCUGGUGGAAAAGGACGCCAAUAAAGAGUUCUCUACAUAUGCGGAUGCUCUCUGGUGGGGCACAAUUACACUGACAACCAUUGGCUAUGGAGACAAAACGCCCCUAACUUGGCUGGGAAGAUUGCUCUCUGCAGGCUUCGCACUCCUUGGCAUUUCUUUCUUUGCACUUCCUGCUGGCAUUCUUGGCUCAGGUUUUGCAUUAAAAGUACAGGAACAGCACCGCCAGAAACAUUUUGAGAAAAGAAGGAACCCAGCUGCCAACCUCAUUCAGUGCGUUUGGCGCAGCUAUGCAGCUGAUGAGAAGUCUGUUUCCCUUGCAACCUGGAAGCCGCAUCUGAAGGCCCUGCACACCUGCAGCCCUACCAAGAAAGAACAAGGGGAGGCGUCCAGCAGUAAGUUCUGUAAUAAUAAGCAGAAGUUCUUCAGAGUGUACACCUCACGGAAGCAGAGUCAGAAGCUGAGUUUCAAGGAGCGAGUGCGCAUGGCUAGCCCGAGGGGCCAGAGCAUUAAGAGCAGACAAGCCUCCGUAGGUGACAGGAGGUCCCCGAGCACUGACAUCACUGCUGAGGGCAGCCCCACCAAAGUGCAGAAGAGCUGGAGCUUCAACGACCGAACCCGUUUCCGGCCCUCGCUACGCCUCAAGAGUUCGCAGCCGAAGCCAGUGAUAGACGCUGACACAGCCCUGGGCACCGACGAUGUUUAUGACGAGAAAGGAUGCCAGUGUGACGUGUCCGUGGAGGACCUCACCCCACCACUUAAGACUGUCAUUAGAGCUAUCAGAAUUAUGAAAUUUCACGUGGCCAAACGGAAGUUUAAGGAAACAUUGCGCCCAUAUGAUGUAAAAGAUGUCAUUGAACAAUAUUCUGCCGGUCAUCUGGACAUGCUGUGUAGGAUUAAAAGCCUUCAAACACGUGUUGAUCAAAUUCUUGGAAAAGGGCAAAUCACCUCAGAUAAAAAGAGCCGAGAGAAAAUAACCGCAGAACACGAGACGACGGAUGACCUCAGCAUGCUCGGCCGGGUUGUCAAGGUGGAAAAGCAGGUCCAGUCCAUCGAAUCCAAGUUGGACUGUCUGCUGGACAUCUACCAGCAGGUCCUCCGGAAAGGCUCCGCCUCAGCCCUCACUUUGGCCUCCUUCCAGAUCCCGCCUUUUGAAUGUGAACAGACGUCUGACUAUCAGAGCCCGGUGGAUAGCAAAGACCUGUCCAGUUCCGCCCAAACCAGUGGCUGCUUGACGAGGUCAGCCAGUGCCAACAUCUCGAGAGGCCUGCAGUUCAUUUUAACGCCAAAUGAGUUCAGUGCUCAGACUUUCUACGCGCUUAGCCCUACUAUGCACAGCCAAGCAACACAGGUGCCAAUGAGUCAAAAUGAUGGCUCCUCCCUGGUGGCCACCAAUAACAUUGCAAACCAAAUAAGCGCAGCCCCCAAGCCAGCAGCCCCAACAACUUUACAGAUCCCACCUCCUCUCCCAGCCAUCAAGCACCUGACCAGGCCGGAGACUCUGCACCCGAACCCCACUGGCUUACAAGAAAGUAUUUCCGACGUCACCACCUGCCUUGUUGCCUCCAAGGAAAAUGUUCCGUUUGCGCAGUCAAAUCUGACCAAGGACCGUUCCCUGCGGAAAAGUUUUGACAUGGGAGGAGAAACUUUGUUGUCUGUCCGCCCCAUGGUGCCCAAAGACUUGGGCAAAUCUUUGUCUGUACAAAACCUGAUCAGAUCGACAGAGGAACUGAACUUGCAAUUUUCAGGCAGUGAGUCCAGUGGCUCCAGAGGCAGCCAAGAUUUUUACCCCAAAUGGAGAGAAUCCAAAUUGUUUAUAACUGAUGAAGAACUGGGUGCCGAGGAGGCAGAAACAGACACUUUUGAUGCCACCCCGCAGCCUGCGGGGGAAGCUGCUUUUACAUCAGACUCUUUAAGGACUGGAAGGUCACGGUCAUCUCAGAACAUUUGUAAGACGACAGGAGACAGUACAGAUGCCCUCAGUUUGCCUCAUGUCAAACUGAACUAAAGUUCUUUGUUCCCUUUCUAGGCAUAGCUGUUCUUUUAGCCAUACAUAUCACUGCAUGAACUAUUCUGGAAACCCUUCUAAAAAGUCGAAAUCGCAAGAAUCAGGAAGAACAUGAACGGCAAACUUAGAAGCCUGUUAUCUUUUAAUUGCAUGAAAAUGCAUGUUUAGGGAUGGCAGAAAUUCCAAGGUGCAUCGACAUUAACCCAUGCAUUUAGUAAUGUACCUUGAGUCUAAAAUCCCAAGCACACAGUCGCUGCUGAAGCUAUGGGGUGCGCGAAGAUGUCAGGAUUAGUUCCAUUGCAAGAGUUGAUGCUGUGUUUUGAAAUUGGAGUAAACACCUUCAGAUUUCAGGCAUUUCUGCUUUAUGACUAGACACAAAGUUCAUUUUCAAAAUUAGGCCAUAAUGUAUGUGUAGACACAAUGGCUAGCAACAGCUGCUAAUAACACAAGUAAAGCAGAAUUUGGAAUAUAACAGAAACGACUGCUUAUUUCAAGAUAUCUUUGCCAACCCAUUCCUCCUCAGUCAUUUGAUUAACAUAAUUUGAAUGUCAGUCUGUGUGCUUUUGGUGACUUCGCUCUGUGGCAAACAAUUUUUGCACAUUGUUUUCAUGUUGUCCUUUAUGCCGGGAAUGUUGUCUGAUUAGAAAAUGGGCAGAAAAUGCCGUUCGGGGCCAGUGGGGCAGGAGAUUUGCUCUUCCCUUGACAUCUUCAAGUUUGUGAAAAGGGUCUCUGAUGGAGGAGUCAGCCCUGUAAAAAGCGCGAUCUCCUCACAAGCACAUGAACUACCGAUGGGUUUAACAGCUUUUACAGCUGGACUGGUCCUCUCUGUGAGAACACAAUGACAGGCUUGACCAUCCUGCCCACUCAAUGGCCAGUGUGACCAGCUAUUCCCAUUUUGUGGACAUGUAGGUAGGACCUGGGGAAAGAGGUAUCUAUGUGAGGCAGAGGGAAGGAAGACUUGGAAAGACUACAAGCAUUCCCACAAGUGGGUGGCAUGCAAAGAAAUGACUGCCCACCCGCAAAGGGCAGUGAGGAGAGAAGCCAAAAUGAAACAACUAGAUUUUUUUAGAAAAUAAAUAUUGCUAGGAAGUUCAACUACCUAAACAUCCCUUAUUCUUGUAUAACAGAGAAUUUUGCAAGCUAUUUAUUUUUACUAUUCCCUGACUGCCUUUUGCUAUUGUGUAGUAGUACAUUUUGCACAUAAAAGGCUAAAACUAAACUUCCUUUACUUUUUAUACUAUAGUGAACAUUUUUCUAUUCUUCCCAACAAUAUUAUCCCAAAUGUGAAAUGAUUGGCUCAGUUUCCAGGUUAUGAACAUAUAUCAUUACAAGCCAGAUAGCAUUGGAUGUGUCUGUAGAUCAAAACCCCUUAAUAAUAUAUUGCAAUGGCAAAGAAUCAAAUGAAAAAUAUGUAUUAAAAAUGUAUUUCUCAAAAGGCAAGCAAUACUGGCUGCUUGUUAGAAUUCAGCCCUGCACCUGUAAUCACAGCCCUGGGCAAAGUGAGAUGGGAGCAUAGGUUCAAGGCAAGCCUAGAUGAUACAGCAAAACUCUAUUUCAAAAACAGAGUGAGCGAGAACUCAAUCUUGGAUCAUCAGAGUAUUGACCAAAGUAAUAAGAUUCAAAUAAGCUGUUGAGAGCCUACCAUGUGUGUAUACCAGUGAUUCCGCUAUCUGGGAGGCAGAGGCAGGAGGUUCUGGAGUUCAAAGCUGACCUUGGCUGUAUGAAGCCUGGUCUACAAAAAAAGGAAGGAAGGAAGGAAGGAAGGAAGGAAGGAAGGAAGGAAGGAAGGAAGGAAAGAAAGAAAGAAAGAAAGAAAGAAAGAAAGAAAGAAAGAAAGAAAGAAAGGAAGGAAGAAAUCUGAGGGAAGUUGGUUAGGCUUGAAUUCCCGAAGGACUCAUGAAAGAAGGCAUUUUUUUUCUUAACAACUAAUAUCUCUGGGGGGAAGGGUUUUUUUUUUGUUUUGUUUUUUUUUUUUUUUCAGCCUCUAGGCCAAAUGAGCAGGAUCUAGGGAUUUCCAGUGGUUGCUCAAAGAAAGGAGAUCUUCAAGUCCACCAGCCUUUCCCAAACCUCUCCCCCAGCAGAAUGUUCUUGUCACCGGUCAUCCUUAUUUUUCUGCCCCUUAACUGUUUGGUGAUCUUUCACCCUGGUUUGAUCUCGGACUUCACCGGGCCUUAACCAGCCUUCACCGGGCCUUAACCAGCCUUCACCCUCAAGCAAACCAACUUCCUCUUCCUCGAGUGUGCGUCUCAACCUCAUUUUUGACAGUGAAAUGUUAAAAAAAAGAAAGAAAGAAACCUUCCUUAUUUUUACACUUCUAGGAUGCAUGCAUGGUAUGGCUGUACGCACCUUUAAUCCCAGGACUUGGGAGGCAGAGGCAGGUAGAUCUUUUUGUUUGUUUGUUUUGGUUUUUCAAGGCAGGGUUUCUCUGUAGCUUUGGAGCCUGUCCUGGAACUAGCUCUUGUAGACCAGGUUGGUCUUGAACUCAAAGAGAUCCACCUGCCUCUGCCUCCCAAGUGCUGGAAUUAAAGGCGAGGCAGGUAGAUCUUUGUGCAUUCCAGCCAGUCUGUCUACAAAGUGUGUUCCAGGCCAGCCAGGGCUACGUAGAGAGAUCCUAUCUUAAAAAAACAAACAAAAGCUUUCUUGGAUUCCAAUACAGUCUCCUGGAGUAUAGCAUUCAGAAUCUUAUGGCCCAUGAACACACUAAUGAGAUAAAGUGUGAAUUUUUCAUUCUAUUGAAAAAUGUUCGUCAAGCCUUUAAAGCUAUUCUCAUUUUCCAAACAGAAUGUUAGGCAGUUAUUAAUAUGAUUUUUCAUUUACCCAUGUCUUCAACCAACCCGAAGCAAUGAUCUACCCUCCAAAGGACUUACACAUGCAUGUAUACACAAAACACAUCCCUCCACUGAGCAAAAGCCAGAGCCACCUGGUGGCACUCAACAAGGUUCACUCCAAAUAAUGGCUGAGGAAGAGAAAGGAGCUGACAGCUUCCAGACAGCACUGAUACUGUCUCAGGUUGAACCCCACUGGCAGCAAGAAUUAUGAAUGUAUUGAGGACCCCUUCUUAGGCUUCCUCGGGUCUCAAACACAGUACGGUUCAUCUAACGUAGCUGAAGACUGAUGAGUCAGAGACAAAGCCAAAACACAUCACUGCGGUCUUAAGCAAAAUGUGAGAAACCGCAUCGUGAAAGAUGUUUGUACAUUGAAGCCAUGACCAUUUUGUAUCUAUUUCGUUCUAGCACAGAAACUCUUGGACAUUGCGAAAUAGGUUUCUUGGCGUGUAAACAUCAGGGUUACGUCUAUUAUGC
This is a messenger RNA of Chionomys nivalis (European snow vole), 6935 nucleotides long. RefSeq names its product potassium voltage-gated channel subfamily Q member 5 (gene Kcnq5). NCBI's taxonomy places the organism in Eukaryota, Metazoa, Chordata, Mammalia, Rodentia, Cricetidae. The coding region runs from base 775 to 3633 and encodes 952 amino acids. Gene Ontology annotation, molecular function: voltage-gated potassium channel activity. Gene Ontology annotation, biological process: potassium ion transport; transmembrane transport. Gene Ontology annotation, cellular component: membrane. The transcript is spliced from 15 exons. The record is from RefSeq and is a predicted model, not a curated record.